Centruroides sculpturatus (bark scorpion) is the source of this 622-nucleotide messenger RNA. Its product is annotated as partner of bursicon-like. The transcript is spliced from 3 exons. Bases 90 to 479 code for a protein of 129 amino acids. The record is from RefSeq and is a predicted model, not a curated record. Gene Ontology annotation, molecular function: G protein-coupled receptor binding; neuropeptide hormone activity. Gene Ontology annotation, biological process: G protein-coupled receptor signaling pathway. Gene Ontology annotation, cellular component: bursicon neuropeptide hormone complex; extracellular region. Lineage: Eukaryota; Metazoa; Arthropoda; Arachnida; Scorpiones; Buthidae.
CACGAAGAAAAACAACAGGGUGCCACUCCAAGCCAACAGUCUGAAGUGCUCCUUCUAAGAAUUAGAAGCUAAAAGAUUAGCUUCGAGUAAUGUCUACUUUCGAGCUGCUGAUACUUUCCAGCUUCAUCUGGAUGAUUUCCGGACGGGAAGAGAUCGUCUGCGAGACUUUGCCAUCAUCCAUACACGUCACGAAAGAGGAGUAUGAUGAAACGGGAAAUUUAGUACGAAAUUGCGAAGGUAUGAUUGGGGUAAGCAAGUGCGAAGGAAUAUGCAGCUCUCAAGUUCAACCCAGCGUCAUUUCUCCUGGAGGAUUCUUAAAAGAUUGUUAUUGCUGUAAGGAAGAGUGGAUGAGGCAUCGUGAGAUUCUCUUGACAGAAUGUUACGAUUCGGAAGGAACCAGAUUAUACGGAGAGCAUGGCACAAUGGUGAUCGAAUUAAAGGAACCGGAAGCCUGUUCGUGUCAGAAAUGUGGAGCUUGAUGUCGAUAGUAUUCUUUUCUUUUCGUUUGUUUGUUUUUUCCUGUCAAAUUUUGAAUUUUGUUCGCGAAAUUUAUUAUAUGAGCUUGUGUACUUCAUAAAUUUUCAAUAAAAUUCACUUAAUCCAAAAUUUUUCUGCUAAAUAU